This is a messenger RNA of Closterium sp. NIES-67, 1346 nucleotides long. The record is from the annotation of a GenBank genome assembly. NCBI's taxonomy places the organism in Eukaryota, Viridiplantae, Streptophyta, Zygnematophyceae, Desmidiales, Closteriaceae.
UUCUAUUUACCCCGUGUUAUUGGAGUACCCAGUAUACCCUGCACACGCAUCAUGGCACCGUCACGCCAUUUGCACACUCUCGUCCGCCGCGCGCUCAACCACAAGCACCACCUCACUCGCCACACUGGCGCUCCCUCCGCGGGCGCGUUCCCGCCGCUGUGCCGCGGAUUCGCCUCCGCCGCCGCCGGCGGAGGGGGCGGAGGGGGCGGAGCCCCGCGCGCGGUGACAGAGAGCGAGCUGUUAGGCGCGAACCGCGUGGUGGAAGCGUCGCUGACGCUGGUGCGAGAGAGGGCGCGGCUUAAGGCGGAGAAGGUGCGAGCGGCAGGGGGGGCAGAAGCCACAGCGUGCCUACUGGGGGUGCCUCUGGGCCACAACUCCAGCUUCCUGCAGGGACCUGCCUUCGCCCCCCCUCGCAUUCGAGAGGCCAUCUGGUGCGGCUCCACCAACUCUGCCACAGAGGAAGGCAAGGACCUGAAUGACAUUCGAGUGCUCACAGACGUGGGGGACGUGCCCGUGCAGGAGAUGCGAGACUGUGGGCUGGACGACAGCCGCCUCAUGCGCACUGUUUCUGACUCUGUCCGCCUGGUCCUUGCUGAGUCCCCCCUAGCGCCCCUGGUCCUGGGGGGAGACCACUCCAUCUCAUUCCCAGUCGUGCGAGCGGUGUCAGAGCACCUGGGCGGGCCAGUGGACAUCCUCCACUUUGACGCGCACCCGGACAUCUACCACGCCUUUGAGGGCAACCCCUUCUCCCACGCCUCCCCUUUCGCACGUAUCAUGGAGUCUGGGGUCUGCCGCAGACUGCUGCAGGUUGGCAUUCGAUCAAUCAAUAACGAAGGUCGGGAGCAGGGCAAGCGGUUUGGCGUGGAGCAAUACGAGAUGAGGCACUUCCACCGCAAUAGGGAGAUGCUGGAGAACUUGGAGCUAGGCCAGGGGGUGAAGGGCGUGUACGUCUCUAUUGACAUCGAUUGCCUGGACCCCGCCUUUGCUCCCGGUGUGUCACACAUCGAACCGGGCGGCCUCUCCUUCCGCGAUGUCAUGAACAUUCUGCAGAACCUCAAAGGCAACGUGGUGGCCGGGGAUGUGGUUGAGUUGAACCCGCAGCGCGACACAGUGGACGGCAUGACAGCAAUGGUUGCAGCCAAGUUCGUUCGCGAGCUAGCAGCCCGCAUCUCCAAGUAGUACAUUAAACUGUAGAUGCACUGCUCCAUUAUGGAAUUCUGACCCUUAAUGGCCAAAGCCUGGCUGCUAGGGAGUUGUGGUACUCUAGAAAAAUCAGUGCAUGAAUAAAGAUGCUGCUUAAUAAUGGAACUGAUGCAGCAGAUGGUACAGUCCGUGGCAUAAUGCGA